Lycium barbarum (goji berry) is the source of this 1391-nucleotide messenger RNA. RefSeq names its product thaumatin-like protein 1b. Gene Ontology annotation, cellular component: extracellular region. The record is from RefSeq and is a predicted model, not a curated record. Gene Ontology annotation, biological process: defense response. Bases 219 to 1100 code for a protein of 293 amino acids. Lineage: Eukaryota; Viridiplantae; Streptophyta; Magnoliopsida; Solanales; Solanaceae. The transcript has 5 exons.
AGAUGCCAAACCCCUCCAAAAAGUUACCAGCCUCUCAUCCCUUCACAAUCACUUUCCUUUUCUCAUUUCUCCCUCCCUCUCUUUUUCAUUUAUGUUCGCGCUGUUUCUAUCUGUUUCAAGUUUCAACUUUUUUCUUUCUUUAUUCCUCAAAAGCCAAUAAGAAAAAAAAAAUAUGAAACAAAAAACAAAAAGUUGACAAGUUUGAAACCUGAAAAUCAAUGAAACACUCACCACUAACAAUCCCACUUACUCCAUCACCAAUGGAUCGUCUCAUCACUCCCACCUUCCUCUCUCUUCUUCUCAUCACUUUCUCUCUCUUCCCAGGGGUGCAGUCAACAACUUUCAAGAUAGUAAACAAGUGCCAUCACACAGUAUGGCCUGGAAUACUAACUGGAGCUGACAGAGCACCCGUUAACCCGACCGGGUUCGUUCUUAAGAGUGGCAAAUCCAAGACUAUUAAAAUGCCCAGGGGUUGGUCGGGUCGGGUUUGGGGUCGGACCCUCUGCUCCAACAACCCAUCUACCGGAAAGUUCACUUGCCUCACCGGAGAUUGCGGCUCCGGCAAGGUGGAAUGCGCCGGUGCCGGAGCUAUACCUCCGGCGAGUUUGGCGGAGUUUACACUUAACGGUGACCAAGGGUUGGAUUUCUAUGACGUCAGCCUUGUUGAUGGGUACAACCUUCCAAUGCUUAUAGUUGCUAAAGGAGGUACAAGAGGGGGAUGCAGCGCUACUGGAUGUUUAGUGGACCUGAACGGCGCGUGUCCUCGAGACUUGAGGGUUGCGAGUGGGAGUGAGAGUGUUGGAUGUAAGAGCGCGUGUUUGGCAUUUAAUGAUCCGAUAUACUGUUGUAGUGAAGCGUACAAUACACCUGAUACGUGUCAUCCGUCGAGCUACUCGCUCUUCUUUAAGCACGCGUGUCCACGCUCUUAUAGUUAUGCUUAUGACGAUAAGACUAGUACCUUCACUUGUGCCUCUGCUGAUUACUUGAUCAUAUUUUGCCCUCUCCCUUAUACCAGCAUGAAAGUGUUAUCGCUUCGCAAGGAUCCAGCUGAGUUGCCACUGGUUAAUAAAACCAUGAUGUACAUCGGAAGGCAUCAUUGAAGUGGCUAAUUUACAGACAGAAGUUGAAGCUUUGGAUUUAUCCUGAACCCUAAUGCCGACAAUUCCUCAUUUAAAGUCGUGUGUGGGGAUCCUUCUCGUCGAUAACAACUGACAAUAAUUGUGUAUAAGAGUUUGUAGCUUCUUAUAAGUUUGUUACUUUUUCGUUUUCAAUCUAAAUUUUGCUCUCCAUUGCUUUUGGUGCUUGGAAGGAUUCAUAGUGUAAAGUCAUGGGCAUGUCAAUCAAGUUUUUUGGGAAAAGAAGUUUUAACCUAUUUUUAGUUGGGUCACAAC